Messenger RNA from Vespa mandarinia (Asian giant hornet), 1510 nucleotides. Its product is annotated as ran-specific GTPase-activating protein. The record is from RefSeq and is a predicted model, not a curated record. NCBI's taxonomy places the organism in Eukaryota, Metazoa, Arthropoda, Insecta, Hymenoptera, Vespidae. Gene Ontology annotation, biological process: nucleocytoplasmic transport. Gene Ontology annotation, cellular component: cytoplasm; nuclear pore. Gene Ontology annotation, molecular function: GTPase activator activity.
CUAAAAGAAUGUCGCCGUACUUUAAAACAGUUGACGAUAACAUGAAAAACUUACGCGCAUACGAAGUUAUUUCCCUUGAACGAAGAUAGGAAAAGAUAAUCGAAAAAUUGGGAAAUUGCGUGCAACGUUAUAUUAAUAAACGAAUUUUGUGAUUAUUCGAAUCGAAAUUUAUUUUCGCUUUGCGAUUUAUUGUGUUGGAAAUAUCAGCGUUAAGUGGUGUGGCAAUUCUUCUCACUGAUUCUAUUAUUCUACGUUAGAAAAAUAUGCCAGAAAACGUGUUGAAUGGAGAUCAUGUGGAUGUAAAGGGUACAAAUUGUGAAGUUCAAGAUAAUGACGAUGUUAAUACAGAAAACGAUGUACAUUUUGAACCGAUCAUAUCUUUACCUCUAAUAGAGGUUUCCAAUAAUGAAGAAGAUGAAGUUGAGAUGAUUAAAUUAAGAGCUAAACUAUAUCGUUAUGACUCUACAAGUAGUCCACCAGAAUGGAAAGAACGUGGUACUGGAGAAGUGAAACUGUUAAGACAUAAGACCAAAAAUACAGUCAGAGUAGUAAUGCGCAGAGACAAGACAUUGAAAAUAUGUGCUAAUCAUUUUGUUACUCCUUGGAUGGAAUUAAAACCAAACUGUGGCAGCGACAGAGCUUGGGUUUGGAGUGUUCUUGCUGAUUUUGCAGAUGAACAACUUAAACCAGAAUUACUUGCAAUACGUUUUGCGAAUGCUGAAAAUGCAUCAUUAUGGAAAGAUGCCUUUGAAAAGGCAAAAGCUGUAGUGGGAUCUGAAUGUGAAAUUUAUGCUGGUAAAAGCAAUCCAGAAGUUAAGCAAGUCGAUAGUGAUAGUGAAUCCUGCAGUGAUGUAAGCUACAGUGAGAGUACUGACAAUGAAGAACAAACAAACAAAGUUAGCAAAGAGGUUUCUAAAGAUUCAGUGGAAAAAGUAAAAAUUAUAGAAAAUACAGAGGAAGUAACCAAAGGACUUGAAAACUUAGAAGUGCAUGAUAAUUCAAAAAAUUAAUAAACACAUAUAAUAAUAAUGAACUUUCAAUAGUGCAAGGGAAAAGUGAAGUUAAUAUCCAUGGCACAUUCCAAGCAAUAUGCAAUAAUUGUGUAAACAUGUACAUACAUAUAUAUGUACAUGUAUGCAUUCAAAUAAUAUUCUACCAAUGCUUAAAAGAUUUACAAAUGAUUUUAUAGAAAAAUUUUUAGCAAUGUCAUUCGAUACAAACUAAAGUAUAUUUUCACUUUAUUAAAAUAAGGCGUUGUUUAUAUAAACGUUAUAUGUCGCGAUUUUUUUAAUCAAGAGUAAAUGAAAGUUCGAUAGCAUUUAUACUAAAAGAUGUUUAUCGAUACAAAUCUGAAUAAAUGUGUGAAAAUUACAUCAAUUUGUAAACUUCGCAUUUACAUAUAAUAGAAGUGAAAUUUUGUUUUGUAGCAGUCCUUUGUUGAGAGAUAUUUUAUGUAUUACUACUUUUACUAUAAUUUGACCUUAACAUUAAAGUUAAUAAAUAUAUGGAA